This is a messenger RNA of [Torrubiella] hemipterigena, 1171 nucleotides long. Lineage: Eukaryota; Fungi; Ascomycota; Sordariomycetes; Hypocreales; Clavicipitaceae. The record is from the annotation of a GenBank genome assembly.
CAUCACAUCACAAACCUAUAUCGCUACAAUGGUUCUUCUAAAGACCAUCCUUGCGUACGGCUCAUUGGCCAGCGCCAUUGCUGUACCAGCUCCCCUCGUCAACUUUGCUGGCGAAAAGGGCCAAUUCACCGUUAACCUCAAGUACAAUGAGAAGUUCCAGCGCUCCAAUCUCCCUAUUGGUACUGUCAUCCCGAGAGAUGACGGCAGCGGUUCGACCACUGCCCACAACAGCAAGUCUCGACCUGACGGCGAGUACUAUGCCGAGAUUCUUGUGGGAACUCCUGCCCAGAAACUCAACCUCCUCUUCGAUACUGGCUCCAGUGACCUUUGGCUCUUCGGUGCCGAUACCAAGGGCAAAAUUGAUGCUGGCCAGGCCAAGUGGAAUCACACCGCUAGCAACACCGCUUCGCUCGUCAAGAAUGGCAAGUGGUCAAUCGGCUACGGCGAUGGCUCUGGUGGUAAGGGCACCAUCUAUAAGGACACUGUCUCUAUUGCUGGAGCCAGCGUCAGCGGCCAGGGUGUCGAGUACGCGACACAGGUCUACCAGCAGGGUAACGGCGACAACAUUCUCGGUGUCCCUGUCUCUGGCAUUGUUGGCUUCGGCUUUGACAAGAUCAACACUGCCUCGCCUAAGCAGAAGACGCUCUUCUCCAACUUGAAGGCUCACCUCAACCAGCCUGUCUUCACAGUUGACAUCAAGCACCAGGCUGACGGCACCUUUGGCUUUGGCUUCAUCGAUGAGUCCAAGUACACCGGUAACAUCACUUACACUGAUGUGGACUCGUCUCGUGGUUUCUGGACUAUUACCUCCACUGGCUAUGCCAUUGGUGAUGGCGAAUUUGUCCCACUCAACUACAGCGGCAUCGUCGACACUGGCGGCUCUGGCUUCUCCGUUCCCAGUGACGCUUUCAGCGCCUGGAAGAGCCAGAUCUCCGACAGCACCAUUACUGCUGAGACUGUCCUGCCCGAUUUCAUCUUUGGUAUUGGCAGCUCUCAGAUUAGAGUCCCUGGUGCUAACCUGAAGGAGAAGAGAGCUGAUGGUACCUACCGCCUCACCAUCGGCGACGGUGGUGAUGGUGCCUUUUUCGGCUCACCUUCCUUGACCAACGCCUUUGUUGUCUUUGAGGACGGUCCCAACGGUCCUAGAACCGGCUGGGCUACUUCCAAGUAG